UUACACGGUUAAGAACAGCUAUCCCAUGCCCCGCGCGGAUGAGCUGUUUGACCGUCUGGCAGGCAACCGCUUCUUUACGAAGAUCGAUCUUCGUAGCGGUUACCACCAGAUCCGCGUUGCCGCAGAGGACCAGCCGAAGACCGCCUUUCGGUCGCGCUUCGGCCACUACGAGUUCACGGUGAUGCCAUUCGGCCUCACCUAUGCACUCGCCACCUUCCAGAUGGCGAUGAACGACAUCUUCAGGGACAUCCUUGAAGAAUACGUUCUCGUAUACCUGGAUGACAUCCUGGUCUACAGUCAUACCUUAGAAGACCAUAUCAGACACCUCCGCGAUGUCCUACAGCGCUUACGCAAGCAUGGUGUCUAUGCCAAGCUCAGUAAGUGCCGCUUUGCCCAGCGCAAAGUGGACUUCCUAGGACACCAUGUGUCUGACCAGGGUCUCCACAUGGACGACGCGAAGAUCACUGCUAUUGCAGAGUGGCCCGUCCCCACAUCUGCCAAGCAGCUUCGCAGCUUUGUAGGCCUCACCAGCUACUAUAGUAAUUUUAUCCAGGGAUACGCUAGGUAUUCCUACGUCCUUACCUCCACCCUCCUCCGGAAGAACCCACCGUGGUUUUGGACACCCCUCUGCAAGGACGCCUUUCGCGCCCUCAAGAAGGCGGUGACUUGCGCGCCGGUUCUUCGCCUUCCCGAUUUUGAUCGUUCCUUUAUCGUCACCACCGAUGCGUCAGAUUUUGCAGUAGGAGUUGUCCUUUCUCAGGUGUUUCCCUCUGCUCCAGAUUCACCUUACCCCCAUGUUCCUCCUUUCCCCCCCCCUCGUGCUGGCACUGCUUCUCGACUGACGCCUAUCCUACCACCACUUCCCUCCACUGACAGUCCUCCCAUUACUUACUCCCCGACCAUCGCGGAGGAUGGGACGGUCGAGGCUCGUGCUGGGGAUUGCCCGAUCGCUUUCUACUCCCGUCAGCUACUACCUGCCGAGAUAAACUACACUGCCGAUGAACGUGAGGUUCUCGCAGUAGUUUAUGCUACCCGGCAUUGGCGUCAUUAUCUGCACGGGGCGCCCUUCACGGUGCGCACGGACAACUCAGUUGUCCAGGCUUUCCUCACGAAGUCUAAGCUUUCCCUCGACAGGCACGCUGGUGGCGUGACUUAUCCGAGUUCAGUUUCACCACUCAGCCCAUCAAGGGUGAAACGAACCGCGUCGCCGAUGCCUUGUCCCGCCGUCCUGAUCACAAUCAGGAACCCAUCCAUCUUGCYGCCAUCUCCAUCACCAGUGUUGAUCAAUCGGUGAUCGACGCGUAUCGCACUUAGUACCGCCACUGCGCCGAUUAUCGCGUCAUCCACGC
Molecule: messenger RNA, 1349 nt
Organism: Chara braunii
Lineage: Eukaryota; Viridiplantae; Streptophyta; Charophyceae; Charales; Characeae
Source: the annotation of a GenBank genome assembly